This is a messenger RNA of Cynara cardunculus var. scolymus (artichoke), 2421 nucleotides long. RefSeq names its product heavy metal-associated isoprenylated plant protein 33-like. Gene Ontology annotation, molecular function: metal ion binding. The record is from RefSeq and is a predicted model, not a curated record. The coding region runs from base 249 to 2015 and encodes 588 amino acids. The transcript has 3 exons. NCBI's taxonomy places the organism in Eukaryota, Viridiplantae, Streptophyta, Magnoliopsida, Asterales, Asteraceae.
UAAUGUCUACCCACCGCCUCAGAACCUUGUUGUCAAAGUUCUCUUUGCUGCUUCAUUAGGUUUUGGGUUUUCUUCCUCAUUUCACUCUAAUCAAAACCCCUUAAAUCUCAUUUUUUUUUUUUUUGAUUUUCACAAACACAUUCUUCACUGUUCAAACUUCAGAUCUGUAAAACCCACAAUCUCAUUGUCUCUCCAGUUUCAUUUUGCUUUCCUUCCCUUGUGGGUUUUGUUUGUUUUGACUUGAAAGUAUGAGUAAAGAAGAGUUCUUGAAGAUUCAGACUUGUUCUCUGAAAGUGAACAUUCACUGUGAUGGCUGUAAGCGAAAAGUGAAGAAAAUCCUUCAGAAAAUCGACGGGGUUUACACCAUCACUAUAGAUCCAGAACAGGGGAAGGUGACGGUAUCAGGAAAUGUUGAUCCAGAUACACUCAUCAAGAAGCUUGCAAAAAGUGGGAAACUUGCGGAGAUUUGGGGUGCUCCCAAGGCAAAUCCACAGAUCAACAAUCAGUUUAAGAACAUGCAGAUUGAAGGUGGUAAGGGAGGCGGAGGUGGAGGCGGGGGCGGUGGAAAUAACAAAAACCAGGGGCACAAAGGGGGCGGAAAUACUAACCAGCAUCAGCAUCAGCAGCACGGUAAAGGAGGACAACAGCCACCGCAGCAAGGUGGUGGUGGUGGUGGUCCGACCCCACAACAGAUUCAACAAUUUCAGCAAAUGAAAGGACUUCAAGAUCUGAAGAUGCAUCCCCAAUUCAAGGAUAUGAAAAUGCCCCCUUUUGGUAACAACGGUGGUGGUGGAGGAGGAAAGAAUGCACAGAAGGGUGUGAAGGUGGUUGAUGUCGAUGAUGGUAGUGAAGAUGAUUAUGAUGAUGAUUUCGAUGAUGAUGAUUUCGAUGAUGAUGAUGAGUUUGGUGAUGAUAUGGAUGAUGGUCCUGUGAAGAAACCGGUGAUGAUGGGUGGUGCAGGGCCUAAUAUGAUGAUGAAUCCGCAGCUGAUGAAGAGCGGGCAGAUGAAUCCGCAGCUGAUGAAGGGCGGGCAGAUACCACCGCAGCUGAUGAAGGGCGGGCAGAUGCCACCGCAGUUCAUGAACAGUGGGCAGAUGCCACCGCAGCAAAUAAAGGGUGCUCCCCAGAUGGGGAAUAAUGGGGGUGGAAAUGGUGGGAAGAAAGGCGGAGGCGGUGGUGGUGGUGGUGGUGGCGGUGCUAAUGUUCCUGUACAGGUGAAUGGUGGUGGGAAGAAAGGUGGAGGUGGAGGUGGUGGUGGUGGGGGAAACACCGGAGGCAAUCAAAAUCAAGGUGGUGGAGCAGGAAAGAAUGGUGGCAAGAAUGGUGGAGAUGGUCAAAAUAAGAAUGGCGGAGGUGGUGGCCAAAAUAAAAAUGGUGGCGGCGGCAGCGGGGGUGGCAACUUGAACAUGAAUGGAAAUGGAGGUAAGAAAGGUGGGAUGAAUGAUGGUGUACAUGGCAUGCCAAAUAUGAUGGGGAUGAAUGGCGCUGGGGGUAAUGUGGGGCUCAUGGGAAAUAUGGCUAUGGGUGCUCAGAUGGGUCCUCGAAUGGGUCCUCAAAUGGGUCAGAUGAAUAAUGCAGCAGCCAUGGCUCAAAUGGGUCAGAUGAGUAAUGCAGCAGCCAUGGCUCAAAUGGGUCAGAUGAGUAAUGCAGCCAUGUCUCAUAUGGGUAACAUGCAGGCUGUUCAAGGACUUCCGGCAGCAGCAGCAGCAGCGGGGAUUAACGGUGGUGGUGGUGGUGGUGGUGGUGGGUAUUUCCAAGGUGCAGGACCUGAAGCCAUGGCUGGUAACCCCUAUUAUCAGCAGCAGCUGGCGGCAGCAAUGAUGAACCAGCAACCGGCUAACGGUAACGAAAGAUUUCACCCUAUGAUGUAUGCUCGGCCACCACCGGCGAUCAACUAUAUGCAACCACCACCAUAUCAGCCUUACCCACCCUACCCCUAUCCACACCCACCACAGGGUGACCCUAUCACACACUACUUCAGUGAUGAAAACACCUCAAGCUGCAGCAUCAUGUGAGAAUACCCCAGUUGGAAAAAUGUCGCCCUGUGGCGGUCGGUGGCGGUUAGCGGUGGUGGCUUGGUGACCCAACCACUAGUCUCCAUGAACAAGAACCUUUUUUCUUUAGCUUUAGCUGUUCUACUUUUUUAAUUUUCUUUUACUUGAUCCUAAAGAUGGAUUAGGGUUUUUUUCUUUUAAAUUAUGAUAUCAUAGGGGAGUAAUAUAUAGAUGAUAAUAUGUUAUCAAAGCUUAGAGGAAGAAUGAGAUGUUAGUGACUAGUGAGUGGGGGAUGAUGAUGAUGAUGAUGGUCAUGAUGAUAAUGAUGAUGGUUUAUGCGCUUGAUGUUUAUAUGUGUCCAUAUGUUGGAAGAAACAGAAAUAAUAUGAAAAGAGAUUUUGGGGUUUUUAAGAAAAGUUCCCCCAUU